This is a messenger RNA of Centropristis striata (black sea bass), 2793 nucleotides long. RefSeq names its product vasohibin 1 (gene vash1). Gene Ontology annotation, biological process: regulation of angiogenesis. Lineage: Eukaryota; Metazoa; Chordata; Actinopteri; Perciformes; Serranidae. The transcript has 7 exons. Gene Ontology annotation, cellular component: cytoplasm. The coding region runs from base 658 to 1665 and encodes 335 amino acids. The record is from RefSeq and is a predicted model, not a curated record.
CAGCAGGAGCAUCUGCAUGAACAAUGAAGCGGCUGACUUGGAAGGAAAGUAUGUGGUGAAAGGAGAGAUGAAGCGGACGUUAGAGGAGUGUCGAGGUGAUGGGAUCGUUCAUCGGCACUGAUUUGACCGGAUAUCUGAGCUGUGAAUGACCUCUAACGGUGCAGGGAAUAAGACGUUUCUAAUACUUUGUUGUCUGCAGACUCAAUCCUCUUAGUGAUAGCGUUACGUUGGCGGGUUUGUGUUUGCUUCUUGAUGAACUUUCACACUAAAGUCAUUCAUUAAAAUAGGCUACAAAGGCUAGAUUACCUUAGUGUCUUAAUUUAUUAGAGAAUAUGAUCAUUGAAUGGCCUACAGUCUACUAGAUUGGACCAAAGAGCUGAAUAGCAAUUCUUCUUUAUUCCAAAAAGGAUUUUUUUUUUGUUCUUCUGGUGAUCCAACUAAAGGGGUGAGUCUUCAACACAGCAGAUCACCUUUAUAUUUUUAUCCACUACAUUGAUAGAUAUAUUUUUUUAAUAUUGUGGCAUAAGCGUGAUGUCAUGAGCCGGCCAUCUGUUGUGGGAACCUACUUAAACCUGCAAGCAGAUUAACCAGUGAAAGGUCCAAAAGCAUCAGUCUGGACGUUUCUGUGCCAGUUGGCUUCCUGGUGGUGGAGGAGGGAUGCUGAGGGCCACCGUGGGCUCAGUGGAGCAGAGAGACGAGGAGCCGGAGGAUGAAGGUGAGGAAGAGUUGAGGGAUGGAGGGGUGCCUUUCUAUGUGAACAGAGGAGGCCUCCCGGUGGAUGAGGAGACUUGGGAGAGGAUGUGGCGCCAUGUGGCUCGAAUACAUCCCCACGGUGAAGCUUCGGGGAAGGAGAUCCGAACUGCCACUGACCUGCCCAAGAUUCCAAUACCGAGUGUGCCUACAUACCAACCUACCACCACAAUCCCACAGCGCCUGGAAGCCAUACAGAAAUACAUCAGGGAAUUGCAGUACAAUCACACGGGAACACAGUUUUUUGAAAUUAAGAAGAGCCGGCCUCUUACUGCGUUGAUGGACAUUGCUAAAGAGAUGACACGGGAGGCUCUGCCAAUCAAAUGCCUGGAGGCGGUGAUCCUGGGGAUUUACCUCACCAACAACAUGCCCGGUGUGGAGCGCUUCCCCCUCAGCUUUCAGUCUCACUUCUCAGGGAACCACUUCCACCACAUUGUGCUGGGAGUUCACAGCGGGGGGCGCUUCGGUGCGCUGGGCACCAGCCGGAGGGAGGACCUCAUGUUCAAGCCCGUGGAGUUCCGGACACUGAUGGACCUGGUGCAAGAAUUCGAAGGAGCCUACAGGGGCUACUGGCACACCCUGCGCAAGGUCAGGAUCGGCCAGUACGUGUCCCACGACCCUCACAGCGUGGAGCAGAUAGAGUGGAAACAUUCGAUACUAGACGUAGACAAGCUGACCAAGGAGGAGCUGCGGAAGGAGCUGGAGAGACACACUCGAGACAUGAGGCUGAAGAUUGGAAAGCCUGCACCACCCUCUCCCACCAAAGACAGGAGAAACAGCAUGGGUUCCCCCCUCAGAGGACCGGGCAGCCCCAUACGCAGGAUCAGCCGCGUGGAGAGACGUCCCUCUGGAGAGAAGAAGGUUCUGGAGCAAAAAUCCUCAGCAGAUAUAAACGGAUACCAGAUUCGAGUCUGAAGAAGAAUUUUAUGUUGCUUGUAAAGUUACAAGGUACCACACACUUGUUUCACUGAGGUUCUUUCUUUGUACACAUUGGCCUAUUCACUGGAUGCAAUGUUGAAUAGGUCACCAGCAACUUUCCUCUCAAAACAAACGCCUCAUUCAGCUUCCCUAUGUCUGCGUUGUCCGAGGCUUUUUCUGGAGCAGUUACUGUGCAUAGUAAUUGGUGCUGGCAGCGUUCCUAAAUUAUAAAGAGGGGACAAAAGUGCAGUACUUUGUAAACAUUUUUAAAAAACUGCUCAACACAGUGAGAAAUGUGACUCUUCCUCGACACUGGGCGAGACUACCACUCAGUGUAAAUGUGCUACGGGACAUAUCAUAGGUUUUUUGUGGUGUUAUUGUGUUCAACAAAAGCUCUUAAGGCUCGUCUGCAAUCUGUAGCGUCGUACUGUAAGUGUGCAAAUACAUGUAAUGUAAUUUUAAAUCCACUUAGGCUCUGCUGGGCAGCGAUUGCUUGUGUAGUCACUAGUUUGCAAACCACUACCCUUGUGCCUUGUAUGAAAAUUCAAAGAAAAAAACUUUUUAUAUCCACCCCAUUAUUCUCACUCUCUAACUGAAUACAAAGCAGCGUAAUCUCUGCUCUUCCAAAAUACUGAAAAUUGUGUUGAGAAAAGUGUGAGAAAGUUUUGUGACACUAGAUGCUAGCAUGUUUAGCAUGCUACCUACCUUAUCGAGACUGAAUAUGGGUAUUGAUAUACAAACGUAUAUUUAAGUGUAUGAAGUGAUAAUAUGGGAAACAGGUUAUUCUGGCUGCUGAAUACUAAACAAGACAAUUAUCUAGGUGACUAUCGGCAACACAGCUGACUGGGAUCUACAUUUAAUGUAGGUGUAAAGAAGUCAGUUCAUAUGUACUGUAUAACUGCUUAAUGUAUGCAUUUUUUCUUUUAUUUGUAGCAACUUUAUCCGUUAUUUCACUUGCCUUAAGUGGUACAACUUCCUCUUAAGCUAAGUUGUAAGGACGCUUGCACUUUUAUCUGCAUUUUGUAUUUUUUUUAAAUGUCAUUUUAUACUUCCCUCAGUGUUGAUGACCACCAGUUGACGGAUAUUUACCACACACUGUUUUUGAAUAUGUUGCGGCAGCCAGCA